Molecule: messenger RNA, 1716 nt
Organism: Cololabis saira (Pacific saury)
Lineage: Eukaryota; Metazoa; Chordata; Actinopteri; Beloniformes; Belonidae
Product: beta-1,3-N-acetylglucosaminyltransferase lunatic fringe-like
Exons: 8
Coding region: 52-1185 (377 amino acids)
Biological process (GO): regulation of Notch signaling pathway
Cellular component (GO): membrane
Molecular function (GO): O-fucosylpeptide 3-beta-N-acetylglucosaminyltransferase activity
Source: RefSeq, a predicted model, not a curated record
AGUUACUGCACGAUGUCAUAAACUGGGGGGAACAUAUUUUUACAAGUCGUUAUGUCCACGAAAAGUUGUGAAAACAUCUACAGAGUGAGAAUGUGGAAGCCCAGCGGGGGACCGAGACUCCCCCUCGGUUCAGCCGCCGCCGCGGCCACCUGCCUGCUGCUGGCGGGGAUGCUGCUGCUCUCCGGCGGACACCCGGCCGCCGCUCACCCGGGGCAGCCUCCGGCCGCGGGGAAGAAGGGCGCGGAUGUCUUUUCGGCAUACAUUAGGAGACUUGCCCGAGAAAGGAGGGCCGUGAGCGGCCCCCCGCGGAGCAGCCCCCCUCCACGGCCGCUGGAGCGUCUCUCCCAGGCGGACCUGUUCAUAGCGGUGAAGACGACCAGGAGGUUCCACCGGCACAGACUGGAGCUGCUGCUGGACACCUGGAUCUCCAGAAACCUGCAACAGACAUACGUGUUCACUGAUGGCGAGAAUGAGAAGCUGAGGAAAAGGAUGGGAGCUCAUCUGAUCAACACCAACUGCUCAGCGGCACACAAUCGCCAGGCCCUGUCCUGUAAAAUGGCUCUGGAGUACGAUGCUUUUAUAAACUCUGGAAAGAAGUGGUUCUGCCACGUUGAUGAUGAUAACUACCUGAACGUCGGAGCCCUCUUGAAACUCCUGUCUCAGUACAGUCACACGCAGGACGUCUAUAUCGGCCGGCCCAGCCUCGAGCGGCCAAUAGAGGCCACGGAGGCACUCACCACCACCGAAAUGAGGCAGGUUCGUUUCUGGUUCGCCACGGGAGGAGCGGGCUUCUGUCUGAGCCGUGGCCUCGCCCUCAAGAUGAAACCCUGGGCAAGUGACGGCACCUUCAUGGCCACAGCUGAGCACAUCCGCCUGCCUGAUGACUGCACCGUCGGUUACAUAGUGGAGGCGCUGCUUGGCGUCAGCCUCAUCCGCUCGCCGUUGUUCCACUCUCACCUGGAGAAUCUGGGACUGGUGUCAGACAUACACAACCAGGUCACUAUCAGCUACGGCACUGUGGAAAGCAGCAGGAAUACUGUUAAUGUGAAAGGACCCUUCUCGAUAAGUGAGGAUCCCACCAGAUUCAGGUCUGUCCAUUGUCUGCUGUACCCGGACACUCCUUGGUGCCCCAGUGCCUGGCGGCUUCAGCACCCAUCCAGAGACAAAGAGGGAGGGAUGAACUGAUGUAGAGGAGCAUUUUUACAGAGUCCUUUGACCACCCUUGCUCUGACUCUUGAAGAAAGUUGGAGACAAACGGCUGUAAAUGUUUUCCUCACAUCCCUCAGCCAUCUGACUAGAAGAAUGUCUUUAAAAGAUUAAGUACUUUUGUUAUAGCUUGAUGUCUGAACUCUGAACCUGCGAAGUGUUGCUCUGCGUCAAAACACAUCAAAACCACCAAAGGACAAAGAGACUUAAAGGUUGAUGGCUUGGAAGUUAAUAAUAGGUUAAUAAUGGGUUAAUAAUAAUGACAUUUCAGUUAUGACCCAAUGAGCAACUAUUUUAUAUAGGUUUUCAUGCUUUUCCUUCGAGUUUUGCACAUUUCCAGAAUCCCCUCUUCUCUUCCUGUGCUUAGAAAGUCAUCUUUGCAAUAUUUAAUGUACUGCCCUCCGCGCUGUGGUGUUAAUCUGUCAUUUAUUCAGUGCAUGGUGAUAUUGCAGUAAGGAGGGUUCAGUCAUCUGUUGGUUAAUAGCUAACCUGGCCAGCCAUGCACAUUCA